This is a messenger RNA of Vicia villosa (hairy vetch), 1482 nucleotides long. RefSeq names its product putative F-box protein At3g29830. Bases 1 to 1323 code for a protein of 440 amino acids. The record is from RefSeq and is a predicted model, not a curated record. NCBI's taxonomy places the organism in Eukaryota, Viridiplantae, Streptophyta, Magnoliopsida, Fabales, Fabaceae. The transcript is spliced from 3 exons.
AUGGCAGAGAACAUUAAUAACUUGAAUUUGUUCUCUUUGCUACUCAACGAAAAAUGGUUGAACAUAUGGGAAUCCGGAAACCACAUUGACUUCAACGAAAAUUUCUUUGUCGAUUCAACUUCCCAUGAAGAAAUCAAACAAGCACAAAGAAAUGUCUUCAUCGACUUCAUCACAGAUUGGAUUGCAAACUUCACUCGCCGCGACAUUAACAAAUUCUCACUCAAGAUUUCAAAUCCUCAUUCUUGUGGCAACACAAUUGAAAGUUGCGUUGAGUUUGCCGCACAGCGCAGGGUGAAAGACAUAACCCUAGAUUUCUCAGACAAUAACAACUUCAAUAAUAAUAAUAACAAUAAUGCUUUGUUUCCGGUGCCAACGCAAGUUUAUCAAAUUGGAUCGUCGCUCGAAUCCCUUAAAUUGAGUUCGUGUAGUUUCAACGUGCUGGAUUUUCUUAGCUUUGAUGCACUCAGAGACUUGUCUUUGAGUAGGAUUAGGGUUAACAUCAAAACUCUUAAAACUUUGUUGAAAAUUUGUAAGACUAUGGACAGUUUACGCCUUGAAAAGUGUUGGGGUAUGGAAGACUUCGAUUUGGGUCGUGAACCAAUUUGGUUAACAAGAUUGGUGAUAGAUAAAUGCGAAAUGGAUACGGAGUAUGAUUUAACAUUUAAUGCGCCAAUACUUAAAUAUUUUAAAUAUUCUGGACAUGUGUGUUAUUCAUAUAUAAAGGCAAGACAAAUAGAAGAGGUGGACAUUGAUUUUGCCCAAGAAUCAAGAUAUAAUAGUGAACAUGGCGAAGCUUUUUGCGAUGUUCUGGGUGAUUUGUAUAGAGCCAAGAUUCUAACAGUUUGCAGUUAUCUACUCCAGGUUAUUCCAUCUGUAGAUCAACUGGAUCGAGUAUUGAGAGUAAAACAUUUGAUUCUGAAUACUCAAAUGCAUCCUAAAGAGAUUGGUGGAUUAAAAUUCUUACUCGACCGUUGUCCUUUAAUGGAAAAACUGACAAUGAACAUAGGAUCAGGAGGAGUUAUAUUUGAGGACUACAAACCUUCCUAUGAUUUAGAUAUUAAAAAAUUCUGGUUUUGUGGAGGAUUAUUUCCUAGAUGCUUGAAAAGAAGAUUGAAGGUGGUGGAAGUGAAUAAUUCGAAAGCAACCGAAUCUGAAUUUUUAACUUUGGGCUAUUUUAUGCAUACAGGGAAAGUGUUGGAAGAGAUUAAUAUUAAUAUCUGUAAUGAAGAUGAUGGUCUUACAGAAACUCGAUAUGAACGUGCAAGGACUUUAAAGAAUAAUGCUAACAGGCGUUUUAGUCAUUUGCAAGUAUCAAUUUAUUGAUGAUGAUAGUGUGAUAUAUUUAUUUUUGUUUUUCCAAGUGUUGUGUGGGGUAAUGUAAUAUUUUGAUUUCUCUUUAUACAAUGAUGUUUUCUGCUUCAUUUGUGUAAUAUUUUUUGUGAUUAUUGCAUUGCAACAACCAAGAAUUAGAUGGAAACAUAA